This is a messenger RNA of Penicillium alfredii, 1149 nucleotides long. RefSeq names its product fungal specific transcription factor domain-containing protein. Gene Ontology annotation, molecular function: zinc ion binding; DNA binding. The record is from RefSeq and is a predicted model, not a curated record. Lineage: Eukaryota; Fungi; Ascomycota; Eurotiomycetes; Eurotiales; Aspergillaceae. The transcript has 4 exons. Gene Ontology annotation, biological process: DNA-templated transcription. Bases 1 to 1149 code for a protein of 382 amino acids.
AUGAGCGAUCAACACCGCCAUCUUGCGCCGGGGCCCUCGCCGACCUCGCCAACGUCGGAGCAUGGAAGCCCGCCUCGAGAUGCGAGGACUUCGUCGGGGUCGUGGAAGAAGAGGGUGUCGACGGCGUGUUUGGCGUGCAAGAAGUCCAAACGCAAGGCGAGUUUCUUUCCAUUCGAACUAUACCCAUGGAUUUAUGCAUUCAUCCCAAACUCUAUCAAGACAACUGACAAACACAGUGCUCGGGCACACCACCCUGCGAUAACUGCCGCGCCUUCAACCGGCUACCACCGCGACCUCCUAAACGACCUCUUCAAGGUAGUCCGCGAAGCCGAUGAGCCACAAGCUUUACGGCUCCUGGAAAUUAUCCGGCACAACGCGCCGCCGGAGGAGAUCCGCGCCUUCAUCAACGAGACGCUCGCGAGCCUGAGCGGCUCACGCGGCGGUGCCGGCGCCGGCGCCGCUGCAACGCAGGAAACCGUCGCCAAGCUCGAGGAUAUGCGGCAGCUGAUCAAUGUCGAGGGUGCCAGUCCUGCGUUUCGUCGCAAGGUUAUGGAUAUCCAUUACCUCUGCGAUGAGGCGCCGUGUAAGGUGCCGGCCUGGCCGUGGACGUCUGUUACCGAGGACGGGGAUCUCGUUUCGCAUCUGGUGUCCUUGUAUUUCUCGUGGGAUUAUCCGUUCCAUGCAUUUUUGGAUGCCGGUGUUUUCAUCAAGCAUAUGGCUCGUGGGGACUUGUCUUCGGAGUUUUGCAGCCCGUUUCUGGUCAAUGCUAUCUUGAGCAAUGCUUGUUACUUCUCUGAGUUCUCAGAGGCCUAUGUCGUCCCUGGAGAUAUCUCCUCCAAGGGCAGUGAUUUUCUGGCCGAGGCAGAGCGGCUCAAGGAAGAGGAGCCUGCACAGCCCAGUCUGGCUUCGUUGCAGGGCACCUUGCUGAUGUAUGAACGCUACUCAAUGUCACGGAACGACGAUCUUGGAUACACCAUGCUGCAUCAGGCCAUCCGGAUGGGCGAGGUACUAGGGCUAGUCGGGAGCAAAGGACCGCGCAUGACAUCCGAACAGUUCUCCGAGGACAUGGAUAUUUCGAGCAAGCGGACGGCAUGGGGAUUAUUCAAUGUUGAUACGAACGUAAACAUCUUUGUCCCUUUCACACCCUGA